This is a messenger RNA of Cutaneotrichosporon oleaginosum, 4089 nucleotides long. RefSeq lists its product as uncharacterized. The record is from RefSeq and is a predicted model, not a curated record. Gene Ontology annotation, biological process: DNA topological change; sister chromatid segregation; resolution of meiotic recombination intermediates. Gene Ontology annotation, cellular component: nucleus. Lineage: Eukaryota; Fungi; Basidiomycota; Tremellomycetes; Trichosporonales; Trichosporonaceae. Gene Ontology annotation, molecular function: ATP binding; DNA binding; DNA topoisomerase type II (double strand cut, ATP-hydrolyzing) activity.
AUGUCCGACUCCGAGUCUUCCGGCUUCCGCCUCGAUGACAGCGACUCGGAUGCGUUUGUAGAGCCAGUGAAGGCUACAAAGAAGGCCCCAGCAAAAAAGGCUCCCGCUAAGAAGGCGGCCGCUCCGAAGGCUGCUGCCAAAAAGGCCUCCGCCAAGCUGCCACUCGCCACCAAACGCAAUCUGCCAAAUGAAUCCAUCUCCGAAGAUGAUUUCAGCAUGGACGACUCCCCAGCCAAGCCAAAGGCUGCCAUUGAAGAAGACGACGAGGAAGAUGUGCGGCCAAAGGGUCCAGCCAAGUCUGCCAGUGAGAUGUACCAGAAGCUUUCGCAACUUGAACACGUCCUGAAACGUCCCGAUACAUAUAUUGGCUCGGUCGAGCCUAUCACCCAGGACAUGUGGGUCGUCGACCCCGAGACGAAGCAGAUGGUCAACCGUUCGAUCACCUACGUUCCGGGCUUCUUCAAGAUCUUUGACGAGAUUCUCGUAAACGCCGCCGAUAACAAGAUCAACGACCCGUCCAUGGACUCGAUCAAGGUUGACAUCAAUCGCGAGAAGAACCAGAUCUCGGUGUGGAACAACGGCAAAGGCAUUCCCGUCGAGAUGCACUCUAAGGAGAAGAUGAUGAUCCCAGAGCUCAUCUUUGGCAACCUACUCACUUCGAGCAAUUACGACGAUGAUCAGAAGAAGCUCACUGGUGGACGUAACGGUUAUGGUGCCAAACUCGCCAAUAUCUACUCAACCGAGUUCAUUGUUGAGACUGCUGACAAGGUCAACUCGAAAAAGUACAAACAGAUCUUCUCGCAGAACAUGACCAAGAAGUCGAAGCCAACGAUUGUCGAAAACAAGAAGAACGAAGAAUUCACGAAGAUCACGUUCACUCCGGAACUCACGCGCUUCCACAUGACGGAGAUUGAUGACGACACAUACGCCCUCCUCAUGAAGCGCGUGUAUGACGUUGCCGGUACUGUCAAGGACUUGAAGGUGUUUCUGAAUGGCGAGCGGCUCACCAAGAUCAAGGGCUUCCGACAGUACGUCGAGAUGUACGUGCAAUCGAAUCAAAAGUCCCAAGGCGGGGACGGCGCGGCUCAGCCAAAACCUACAAUCGUGUACGAAGCGGCGGGCAAGCGCUGGGAGGUGGCGUUCGCCGUCUCAGACGGAGAGUUCAAGCAGGUGUCGUUCUGCAACGCUAUUUCCACCAUCAAGGGUGGCACACACGUCGACAUGAUUGCCACGCAACUCGCCAACAAGCUCCUUGCCGUGAUCAAGAAGAAGAGCAAGAAUACUACGAUCAAGCCUUUCCAGAUCAAGAGUCAUAUGUGGCUUUUCGUCAACGCUCUCAUCGAGAACCCAGCCUUCGACUCGCAGACGAAGGAGACGCUCACGCUUAAAAGUUCUGCCUUUGGCAGCAAGUGCGAGCUCUCCGACGAAUUUGUAAAGAAGGUCGCCAAGUCAGGCGUCAUCGACAACGUCCUCAGUUACGCACGGUUCAAACAGGAUCAGCAGCUGAAGAAGACGGAUGGAGCGAAGCGCGCUCGUGUUGGGGGUAUCCCCAAACUCGAGGAUGCUAACUGGGCUGGUGGUCGGAAUGCCAAGCAGUGUACCCUCAUCCUCACUGAAGGUGAUUCCGCCAAGGCACUCGCUGUGUCCGGCCUCGGUGCCAUCGGGGGGCGCGACAAUUUCGGUGUCUUUCCUCUUCGCGGCAAGCUGCUCAAUGUCCGUGAGGCCAGCCACGAGCAGAUCAUGAAGAAUGUCGAGAUUCAGAACAUCAAGCAGAUCCUGGGUCUGAAGCACAAUCACAACUAUACCUCUUUGGACAGCCUUCGCUACGGUCAGCUCAUGAUCAUGACUGACCAGGACCACGAUGGUUCACAUAUCAAGGGUCUCAUCAUCAACUUCCUCGACUACUUCUACCCCUCCCUCCUGAAGAUGCCCAACUUCCUCGUUGAGUUCAUCACUCCAAUCGUCAAGGUCUGGAAAGGCAAGCAGGAGCGGACCUUCUACACCAUGCCUCAGUAUGAGGAGUGGAAGGCAGCCAACAACGACGGACGCGGCUGGCAUUCCAAGUAUUACAAGGGUCUCGGUACCAGCGGGGCCCAAGACGCUGUGAAGUACUUCAGUGACCUCGAUAAACACCGCCUGUCGUUUGAUGUAAUGGACACCGACGACAAGUCCCUCAUCGACAUGGCCUUCAACAAGAAGAAAGCGGACGACCGCAAAGAGUGGCUGCGCCAGUUCAAGCCGGGGACUUUCCUUGACCACGACAUCAAGCAGAUUCCCAUCUCGGACUUUGUCAACAAGGAACUCAUCCUCUUCUCCAUGGCGGACAACAUACGAUCGAUCCCAUCAGUUGCGGAUGGUCUCAAACCGGGUCAGCGCAAGGUCAUGUUCGGUUGCUUUAAGCGCAAUCUGAAGGGCGAAAUCAAGGUUGUUCAACUCGGUGGUUACGUCGCCGAGAAUUCGGCGUAUCACCACGGCGAACAGAGUUUGACGGCGACCAUUGUCGGUCUUGCGCAGAACUUUGUCGGCAGCAACAACAUCAAUCUUCUUGAGCCCAACGGUCAGUUUGGUACUCGCAUGCAAGGCGGCAAGGACGCGGCAAGCGCGCGUUACAUUUUCACCACCACAUCUGCGAUGACGCGCGCUGUGUUCCACCCCGACGAUGACCCACUUCUCAACUACCUCAUGGAGGACGGCCAGCGCAUUGAGCCGGAGUACUACCUUCCUACCGUGCCCCUAGUCCUCAUCAACGGGGCCGACGGCAUUGGAACUGGAUGGAGCACCCAAAUUCCCAACUACAACCCCGUCGACAUCGUUGACAACCUCCGGCGUCUAAUGCGGGGAGAAGAGUUGGUACAGAUGACCCCCUGGUUCCGAGGCUUCAAGGGCACAAUCGAGCGUGUCGACAAUGAUCGUUACAAAGUGUCCGGUAUUGCUGAGAAAAUCGACGACAAGACGAUCGAGAUCACCGAAUUGCCCGUGCGCAAGUGGACACAAGACUUCAAGGAAAUGAUUGAGGCGAUGACAAGUGGCACGGACAAGGUGCCCUCCACGAUCAAGGACUACGAGGAGCACCACACGGACACCACUGUUCACUUCAAGCUUCACAUGAAGCCUGAGGGCAUGAAGGCGGCUGAGGCCGAGGGCUUCGACAACCGCUUCAAGCUCACAACUACCAUCGCCACGAGCAACAUGGUGUGCUUCGAUCUCAAUGGCAAGAUCAAGAAAUACGCAUCGCCCGAGGAGAUCCUACUGGACUUCUACCCUAAGCGCCUCGAAUACUACGGGCUACGCAAACAGCACCUCGCAGACGAGCUUAACAAGCAGUUCGAGCGCUUGUCAAACCAAGCCCGCUUCGUGACGAUGAUCAUCAAGAAGGAGCUGGUUGUGUCCAACAAGAAGAAGUCGGUUGUGGUUCAGGAGCUGCGCGACCUCAAGUUCCGCCCUUUCCCCAAGAACAGCACGAAGCCUGCAGACGCCGGUGAGAAGGAGGACGCACUGGAAGAAGAGGAGGACCAGGGCAAGGACAACGACUACGACUACCUGCUCGGCAUGGCCAUUUGGAGCCUCACAGAGGAGAAGGUCAAGAAGCUUCUUGAGGAGCGCGACGGCAAGGAGCAGGAACUCAUCGAGCUCCUGAAGCUCUCCCCCCAAGAUAUUUGGAACCGAGACCUUGACGUGUUCAUGGAGGAGUGGGAGAACUGUCUGGCCAGGGACCUCGAGCUGGCCCGUGCCACCAAGCCCAAGACGAAGGGCAAGAAGGCUGCUGCGUCUCGCAGGCGUGCCAAGGACGAGGACACAGAUGACUCAGAGGAUGACUUCAAGCCCACCGCAAAGGCCCGCGCGCCUGCUAAGCCACGGGCGCUUCCAAAGGGCAAAGCCUCGUACUCGACGUCAGCCGCGGCCUCCGCUAGCGUGUCCGCUGUCGUGUCCAACACCACUUCACCUCUGAAGCGCAGCAGCACCACGUUUUCAGACAGUGAUGAGGAUGUGAAGCCUGUUACAAAGAAACCCGCUACAUCUCGCGCCCGGGCCAAGCCGUUGACUAUAGGCCUGGACGACUCCGACCUCGACAGUGAGUUUGUGGCAUAA